AUGUUAUAUGAAAUGGGCCUUGUAUGCGGGAUCACUGUACACACUAGACUAGAACUAAAUAAUGACAAACUAAGUAAAUCUUGUAUAGAUCAUAUAUUUGCACGAUCCCGCUCACAAGACUUAUUCACGGCGGCACUCGGUACUACACUGGCCGAUCAUCGCGCGGUGAUACUCGCUUGCAUUGUAUUUAUAGACUAUAGUAAGGCGUUUGAUACGCUUUGUCACGAGAGACUAUUAGAGUGCCUGCAUGACAGCGGUAUUAGAGGCAACCUAUUGGACUGGUGUUCGGACUACCUCAACGAUAGAAGAUACACUGUUAGAGUCUGUAAUGCGACUAGUGACAUAGUUAUUGCUACGGAGGGCACUGCGCAGGGCUCGGUCAUCGGUCCAUUGCACUAUCUGACGUACGUAAAUAGCCUUACAAAUGUGAUUAAACACAGUGAGACUUAUCAAUUUGCCGACGACACUUGUCUUGUUGCUGCUGGGUCCGAACCUCAAAAGGAAAAAAAACGGAACCCUUAUACUCAAACUAUCACUUUGUUGUCCAUUUGUCUGUCUGGACAGAUUAGUGACAUCGAGGGCUCGGUGCGCGAGUCGGUCUAG
Messenger RNA from Colias croceus (clouded yellow), 603 nucleotides. RefSeq lists its product as uncharacterized. The transcript has 4 exons. The record is from RefSeq and is a predicted model, not a curated record. Lineage: Eukaryota; Metazoa; Arthropoda; Insecta; Lepidoptera; Pieridae. The coding region runs from base 1 to 603 and encodes 200 amino acids.